AUGAAUAGUGCUUGUAUCAUACCCAAAAAAAAGUAUUAUUUAGAAUUUCAUAAAAGUCAUGUAUCAGUUAUUAAUGUUGAAAGUUAUGUAAAAUCGACAUUAAAAAUAACAUAUUCUGAAGAGUUAAGUUUAACGAAAGAAAAGGAAUAUAUUGAUAAAAAUGUUAUUGAUGAAUAUGAAGAAAAUAAUAGAUUUUGGUUUUUUGGAUGUUUAGGGAUAAUUAAGGCUGAUAAUAUAAAUUUUUUAGUAAUAGUUUCAGAUGCUGAAAUAGUAUCCUAUUUAUUUAACCAUGCAAUUUAUAGGAUUAAAAAAAUAUCAUUUAUCCAACUAAAUGAUGAAGAAAUAAGCAAAAAUGAAUGUGGAGAUUAUGAAUAUGAGAUUUGUCGUUUGUGGAAUAGUGGGAAAUUGACUAGAGUGUGCGAAAACCUUAAGGGAAUAAAGUGUAGUAGUAGCUAUAACGGUUUUUAUAAAAGAAGAAAUAACAAGAAUGAAUUAAAUAGAGGUCAUUCCUUUAAUAAUAAAUUUGAUCAAAAUGCUAUAUUUUUGAACAAUCAUGUUUCAGGAUAUAGCAAUGAAUCUUAUAUACAUAAAUUUAAAAAUAGUAAUUUAAAAAGAGGGAUUUUAGAUACCUUGAAUUAUUUUUUCAGUGCUUUUAACAAAGGACCAUUUUAUUUUUCCUAUUACUAUAAUUUAACAGUAUCUUUACAAACAAAUUAUAUAAAUGAAUCGAAAAAAGGAAAUAACAUUGAUGCAAAAAUGAAAAAUAUGGUUAAGAGUUAUAUGAAUAAUGAUAAAGGUAUUAAGGAUGUUUUAGUUUUUGAAAAAGUUCGUUUUGAUGAAAUAAAUCCAGAAUAUGCAUGGAACUGGAAAAUCAUAGAUAGCUUUAUAAAAGCCAAUGGAUAUGCUUUUGUUAUAUUUCCGAUACAUGGGUAUGUCAAUUCGAUUGCUUUGGAAAUUAAAAAAAAAGACGAUACAAAAUGUGAGGAUGAUGUAAAUAAAAUCCACAUCUUUUUAAUAUCCCGAAAAAAUAAGAAUAGAGGUGGAGUGCGAUUUUGGUGUCGAGGGGGGAACGAAAAAGGGGAAGUAGCAAAUUUUGUUGAAACAGAACAAAUAGUAAUUUCUAAAGAUAUAAAAGAAACAAAUAUUUUUAGUUAUAUUAUAAUAAGAGGAUCUAUACCAGUUUUAUGGUCUCAAGAACCAGCAUUAAAUUUAAGGCCCAAAAUAAACAUAUGCUUUGAUAUGAAUAAAAAUAUAAAAACGAUAAAUUUGCAUAUGGAAAAAUUAAAAAAACGAUAUGGUAAAAUACAUAUUACAAAUUUAAUAAAUAAAAAAUUUAAAGAAAAAUAUUUAGGGGAACAUUUUGAAAGAUGUUUAAAAGAAUGCAAUGUCGAUCAUAGUUAUAUUUGGUUUGAUUUUAAUAGUGAACUUAAAAAUUUUAAUUUUGAAAAAUUUCAAAGUUCGUUAAAAUCUAUAAUUAAUGAUUUGAAAAAUUACUCGUAUUUUUUUAUUACUAUUCCUAAUGAUAAAAAAUAUAAUUUAGGACAUGGAAAAUUUUAUAAAUCAUGGUCAUCAAUUAAAGUUAACAAUUUUCAAAAUGGAGUAUUUCGAGUUAAUUGUAUUGAUUGUUUAGAUAGAACAAAUGUUUUUCAAAGCUUUUUGUCAAAAUGUGUUUUAUUUUUACAAUUAAAAAAUAUAAAUAUAAAUAUAGCACAAAAAAAUAAUUUCCCUUUUUAUUUUUUUAAAAAUCAAUAUCAUGAAAUGUUGUAUAGAAAAAAUUGGAUAAAUAAUGCAAAUGCUAUAAGUAUAAUAUAUAGUGGCUCUGGUGCAUUAAAAAAUGAUAUAACUCAAAAUGGGAAAAGAACUAUAUCUGGACUUUUUCAAGAUUUAUACCAUACUAUAUCAAGAUAUAUUAACAAUAAUUUUAGAGAUGGAUAUAAUAAUGAUUGUAUAAAUAUAAUAACAAAUGAAAAUAUAAAUUUUCAAAAUUUAUUUAAUAAAAAAAUUAAAUAUAAUAAAAUAAUGAAUGUAAUAUUUGAAUUUAUUGUUAUUUUUUCAACCUCUAUAUGUACUAAUCCGAUACAAAAUCUUUUAAGACGAUUGUAUUUUUUUUCACAUAGUGUUACUCAUUCCACUAUAUCACAAAGUAUUAAUUAUAUAUUUUUUAUUUUAAAUAAAAAUCCACAUUUAUUUGUAUUCCCUUUUAACCAAGUACAAUAUAUUCGUCUUAUAUCUAUAAUAUCUCAAGUUUCAGGAUUGUUUUUUACUUCUUUUUUUGUUUUUUUAUUUUUCUGUUUUUAUGUUUUCACACAAAGGCGCCGAGUUAUUUCAUUCCCAAGGUUUGAAUCACAAUAA
Plasmodium berghei ANKA is the source of this 2352-nucleotide messenger RNA. RefSeq names its product phosphoinositide phosphatase SAC1, putative. The transcript has a single exon. Gene Ontology annotation, molecular function: phosphatidylinositol-4-phosphate phosphatase activity. The record is from RefSeq and is a predicted model, not a curated record. The coding region runs from base 1 to 2352 and encodes 783 amino acids. Gene Ontology annotation, biological process: phosphatidylinositol dephosphorylation. NCBI's taxonomy places the organism in Eukaryota, Apicomplexa, Aconoidasida, Haemosporida, Plasmodiidae. Gene Ontology annotation, cellular component: endoplasmic reticulum.